AUGUCUAGUUCAGCCAGCCCUUCAGAAUCCAAAAUCUCCCUCCUGUCGCAUGAUUCUACAUCGUCAUCCUACGAUGAAAAUGAGAAGGCUUCAGGGACUGGGUUGAGAAAAAGCUUCUCCCCUUUUGUCGCUCUUCGAUCCAAAUACAGCACGGACAGCAGCUCAUCUGUCACCUCUAGCAGUUCCGCUCCUCCGCUUUUGCAUGCACAGACACAAUCGCAGCCCCCGCCUCCCCUUACUUCCGCCUCUGCACUUUCGAGCCACCCUACUAAGGACUAUGAGGCAUCGUUUGGUGCCUUGGCAUCAUCAUUUGGAUAUGGAGGAGGGGCGCCGAUCAUCGUGAAAUCGAAGAAAACUCAAACGAAGUCAGCCACCCAGACUGGUGCUGCAGCCCCCUCAACCUCGAAUAACACACCUCUAAAGUAG
Heterobasidion irregulare TC 32-1 is the source of this 426-nucleotide messenger RNA. RefSeq lists its product as uncharacterized. NCBI's taxonomy places the organism in Eukaryota, Fungi, Basidiomycota, Agaricomycetes, Russulales, Bondarzewiaceae. The record is from RefSeq and is a predicted model, not a curated record. Bases 1 to 426 code for a protein of 141 amino acids. The transcript has a single exon.